AUGCCCUUCACCUGCGAUCCCAAGAACCCGCACGCAUCCGAGUCGCUCAAACGCAUAUGUCGCAACCUGCGCUGGAUCCCGUUCGUCUUCAUCGUCGGUCUCAUCGCCUUUGCCUAUCUCACCGUCACCGUCUCUCUCGCGAUCCAAUACCGAUUUAUACGGAAGGGUGAAUGGAUAUCGGCUUUGUUCGAGAUCUUGUUCUCGACGACACUGGCGGGAGGAGCGAUAUGGGGCUUCAUCGUGGCGGUGUUCCAACACCCUGGUUCGCCAUCUCGACAAGUCAACGACUCGGAAGGAUGGGGAGCGACCAGCUCAAGUAGCAAUCUGCGUCCUGGUAGCGAGUACGAGAUGCAUCACGGCGCACCCAACGAGGAAUCCCAAUCGCUCAUGCACCAUCGUGACUCAGUGGACGUCUCCUCUUCCGCCCCACUCCUCCCCGCCCCGAUCCCUGGUCAGCCAUCUUACCCCGCCCGUUCGGGCCGCGAACAGCUCUCCGACCUCGCCCGUCUGUCCACCGGCGCAGUCGUCCAAGAACGCGCCAACAUCUGGGUCAAAUCUACCGGCGACCCUCGCUGGUGUGCCAAAUGCAACGCUCCCAAGCCGGAUCGCACCCACCACUGCAGCACGUGCCAAACAUGCGUUCUACGGAUGGACCACCACUGUCCCUGGCUCGCCAAUCGCUGUGUCGGGCUGCGCAACCACAAGGCGUUCUUUCUGUUCAUCAGCUACACGGCGUUGUUCUGCGCAUACGCAUGUCAGGAGACCGCCAGGGCGCUGCUGCGCUAUGUGGAAGGAGAGGCGGAUGGGUUCGAGAGCAGCCCCAUCGCUUGGGCUGUGGUGAUGUUUCUGGGCUUCAUCUUCGGGGCUAGUCUGGUGCCCUUUGCAGGAUACCAUGCUUGGUUGAUCUGUAGGAACAGGACGACGAUUGAGAGUAUGGAGGGGUCAGGGCGGGUGAGGUUGCGGGUCAAGAGGGAUGAAAACAGGCCUCGGGUGGAGGACCGAUUGCGAGGCGUGAUGCGCAGCUCCAUCGAGCGAAGCGAUCGCACCGCUCGCAGUGCAUCAAACAGGGAAGAGAGGAGCGAAAGCGGUUGGCGAACAGAUGAGCAUCUCACACGGGACGAACGACGUGCGCUCAAAAAGGCCUCCAAGCUCAACGUGUACGACGUCGGUGCGGCCAACAACUGGCGGCAGGUCAUGGGCGACAAGUGGUAUCUCUGGUUCGUGCCUGUGGGCGCACCGAGAUCGGAUGGGUUUGCGUUCUUGGUGCAGACGCAGACGCUGCAGAAGCUCGAGGAGAUCACUGCGUCAAUACGGGUCAGGGACGAGCAGACGUUCCGACCGCCCACCCUGCGUCAUCCUGACUCUCGGCCCAGCGAGGGUUACGACGAUGACGAUUCGGUGUACGACCCUUCGCAGCCAGCUUCACGAUUUGGGUACCCGGAGGGUGCGGAGAGGAGGCACGAAUCGGUGCAAGCGAGGGAGACAGGGUUGGACAGAAGGACGGGACAGAGAUUCAAUGGGGCGCACGGAGAGAUGGAGUGGGGCGACGCACCAAAGAAGUCGUUCGUGCUGUUUGGCGUCGAUGAUGAGGACUAG
Messenger RNA from Kalmanozyma brasiliensis GHG001, 1596 nucleotides. RefSeq names its product Zinc finger, DHHC-type, palmitoyltransferase. Gene Ontology annotation, cellular component: endoplasmic reticulum; Golgi apparatus. Gene Ontology annotation, biological process: peptidyl-L-cysteine S-palmitoylation; protein targeting to membrane. Lineage: Eukaryota; Fungi; Basidiomycota; Ustilaginomycetes; Ustilaginales. Gene Ontology annotation, molecular function: protein-cysteine S-palmitoyltransferase activity. Bases 1 to 1596 code for a protein of 531 amino acids. The transcript has a single exon. The record is from RefSeq and is a predicted model, not a curated record.